GAUGUGGAAAUUAUUAGUAUUGACACCUUCUUUGACCAUUCUAACAUCAAUCGUACGAUUGGUUAAACUUUCGCGACCGCUUCUGUUUUAAAAACUUCACGUUGAAUGCCGUCGGCGUAUAAGCUAUUGUGCUACCAUGCAAACCCCUCGUCGGAGUGCAGCAGCAGCAGCAGCUUCGUCGGUACAGUUGCCGCAACGUGAGCACGUGGCACGGACUGGCGGACUUCGUCAUAUUGAUCGACCUGAAUCCGUGCUCCGGUCGGCGCGUUGACUAGCGCGCUUGUCAGUACCCUGAAAGCGCUUGCACGCUGCAUUUAUACAGCGUAAUCGUGACCGCAUAGUCGGAUCGUGGGAUUUCGCGAGCUGCAUCGUGCUGCAUACCCUCGUACCCUCGUUUACGCGCGUUUCACCGUGCGUCUCGCUAUGCAUCGAUGAUGUAGACUCGUCGAUAGACGCGCUAGGGUGUCUGAACUUGAAGGAGGUGUAGGCACAGAGCCGUGCCGGAUCUCGUUCUGGAGGUUCGACAAUCGAAUCUGAGAUCGCGACACGCGAGGGAUGACCAAUAAAAAGAAAUAGAUUUUGUGUUCGUGUCGUCGUUUGAAAACAGGACGCCAGUGUUGUCACGAGACAUCUACUUUGUUAGACUCGGUGGUGCAAUAAAAGGACGGCACGAAGUAUAUGGUUGAACCGACUCGCUCUAAUCGGUCGCUGCUCGAUGUUUGAGAAAGUCUCGACAUGACGCGGAGCUAAACAAAGUGUAAGGAGAUCCUGCCGCUGUCAGCAUGUGGACGAAUCACUUGAUAGUGGCGGCAAUUGUACUCGCGGUUGCCAACGUCUGUCAUGCGGAGUGCCAGACUCGUUCCAUUUACUGCUAUGAAUGCGAUUCAUGGACGGAUCUCAGAUGCAAGGAUCCUUUCAACUAUACGGCACUACCCAGAGACCAGCCACCGUUAAUGACAUGUAACGGAUGCUGCGUAAAAAUGGUCCGCAACGCAAAAUCACCGUACGAGAGCGUGAGGAGAACGUGCACCGCGCAGCUACAAAUAAACUUAUUCAUGGUGGACCACGUGUGCAUGAUGGAAAGUACCGGCACUGGUCACAUGUGCUUCUGUGAGGAGGAUAUGUGCAAUCGUGUACCCCCGACCUCGCGCUCGAAUCCCGUACUCCUGCUGAUCCUGUCGACCAUCCUUGUUCUGCGUUCGGCAGUCUUAGGAGCCUCCGCUUGCUUUGUAGAACGUUGCAAUAAUCACAUCGUAUAACACCAAUUAAUUCGAUCCACCCAUCGCAGUGGUGCCAUAUCAUAUCCUUUGUAGAAAUUUUUAGCGAUUCGACAACACGACCAUUCGUCGGAACGAACGAUUGAGUUGGCUUCGAUUUCGAAGGCUUAAGAUCCUUCGAAGGAUUGAAGAAAGAGGCCAAGAAAGCAUAUAGAGCAUGUAGAGACGGAACGAUUGGCGUGUAUCAUUAUAAUCAUUAAUUUCGUGCCUCUUUCAAGCACGUGUUAUCGAUCCGUUGGAUCGCAUACAAAUUGAAUAUAUUAAAUUUGUAUAAUAUAAAAAUUUUAUCGAAGUUUUGCAUAUCUUACGAUAGUUACUAUAUGCAUAAUAGAAAAUGAGAAUGUUAAGAUGAGUUCGGUACAUGUUAAAUGCGCCGAAAAGAAAUAUAUAUAUAUAUAUAUAUAUAUAUGUAUAUAUAAAUAUUAUAGAUGUCUGCAAGAUACAUUCAUGUAUUCUUCCAAGAAACUUUAUCAUUCGCUAUAAUAUAGUUCAAAUUAAUUUUAUUAACUAACUUAUGUUUUCCUCGGAAGACAGGCCCUUCGGGGUAAAUGCAAUAUAUGACAGCUAGGCCGCGCACAAAAUUAUACUUUUAAACGAAAGCUGAAAGAAAGCUAAAAAAAAUGUUGUUAAAUAGCGAUAAUAAAUUUU
Messenger RNA from Wasmannia auropunctata (little fire ant), 1925 nucleotides. RefSeq names its product protein quiver (gene qvr). Bases 783 to 1259 code for a protein of 158 amino acids. The record is from RefSeq and is a predicted model, not a curated record. Gene Ontology annotation, biological process: regulation of synaptic transmission, cholinergic; sleep; positive regulation of voltage-gated potassium channel activity. The transcript has 5 exons. NCBI's taxonomy places the organism in Eukaryota, Metazoa, Arthropoda, Insecta, Hymenoptera, Formicidae.